CCAUAAGAGUCUCUUCCAAGAUCAGUUUGCAUCGAGAACUUAUUUGAAUAUCAUUGCCUUUCAAAAGCGAUCAUCACUUUAAGAUCAUUCACACAAUAAUUUUUCAAACUUAAGUGUUAAUUGUUUAAAUAAAAAAUUUAGCAAAUCAUCAUGUUCAAAUUUCUUGCCCUUGUUGUGAUCCUCGCCGUUGUUGCAGUUAACGCAUAUCCUGCUGCUGAAGAAGAAGUUAAGCUUCAAAGCCCGUCAUUGCCUAAUGACAAACCAAAUGAAGCUGAUCUGGAAGUAGCUGGAGAGGGAAGUGAUCUCAAGCCAGCAGAAACCAUCGGCUUUGGAUAUUAUCCAACUGUUCGAUUAGGAUAUGGUGGAUAUGGAGGCUGGGGAUACAGCGGUGGUUAUGGUCAUCACUGGGGUGGAUAUAGACGUGGAUAUGGUUAUGGAGGAUACCCUCAUGGAUAUUAUUGGUAGACAAAAAUAAUAAAAAAAAAACUUUUGCUAGAUUAACGAUCACGAAGACUUAUAUUAAUAAACUUUAAAUGCCAUAUAUGUAUGUAUGUAUAAAUAAAUAAAUAGUCCAGUAUUAAAUUAAAACAAAACAAAU
This is a messenger RNA of Eupeodes corollae, 598 nucleotides long. Its product is annotated as protein suex-1-like. The record is from RefSeq and is a predicted model, not a curated record. Lineage: Eukaryota; Metazoa; Arthropoda; Insecta; Diptera; Syrphidae. The coding region runs from base 151 to 465 and encodes 104 amino acids. The transcript is spliced from 3 exons.